AUGGCGGCAGUUGGUAUCGAAACUGCGCCAGGUUUACAACAACUUUUCAAAGACAUUUCUCCAAAAUUUAAACCUGUAGAGUCAGAAAGUAUUGUGAAAACUUUAAAAAAGAAUUAUGGAGGGAAAUUUGAUCUGCUGGAUAGUCACGAUCUGAUGAAAUGUUUUCAACUUCUUGAAAAGCAUGGCUAUGUAUCUGACAACAAACUCAACCUAAUCGAAGACUUCGUUGCCACAAAAUCUGACGAGGAGAAGCUCAUUAAGAAAGAUAUAGAUCGUUUCAAGGACUCUCUUUUGGGUAAAGGUGAUCCAGAGAAGGAGUUACAAGGACGGAGUGAAGAAAUCAAGAAAAUUAACAAAAAACUGGAAUCGAAAGAUACCGUAGUACUAAACUUGUUUGGGUCGUCUGGUGUAGGAAAGACAAAGCUUGCCACCGAAGUUUGCUCACAGUGGCGAGGGACUCAUCGUGUUUUUGAUUUACGAGAAGCAAAGAAUAUGACAGCGAUCUAUUACAAAAUGCUGCAUUCUCUCGAACUAGUAGUGCCAGUUGGUCAUGUUGAUCAAAAUUAUGUUGUUACCAAAGUUCUAGAGAAGGUUGAAGAGUUUAAAGAUAAGGAACAUGCCGUUCUGUUUAUGCUGGACAAUGUAGACCACUUUACCGCAGGAAAAGGUAAAGAAGGAAAAAACUUGAAAACGGCUUUCAUGGAAUUUUUAGCAAAGCUCUCAGAGAAAAGAAGCAAAGAAGAGCGAUCUCCUUUAAAGCUGCUGCUCACCUCUAAGACCGAGUUAAGAGGUUCCAAAAGGAUGGAUGACUUUGAAGUGAGAUCUUUAGAGAGGACUUAUUCAGAGAAACUAAUUUUUCCAAAGGGAAUAACUGAUGUUAAACCACAGCAGAAGGAUAACUUAAUGAGUAUCACUAAAGGAUUCCCUCUAUUUCUAAAAGGACUAGGAGCUAUUUUACGACAAGAACGAAAAUCUCCAGAAGAACUUAUUGCAGAAGUUGUGCAUGCUCUAAAAAAAUUGAAAUUGGAGCAGGAUGCUGAAGGAAUGCUUGCUGGUUUUGAAGAAGAAGGAGUGGAUGUCAAUCAGAUGUUUGCAGUCAGUUUAAUGUUUGAGACACUUUCCACAGAAAGGUUAAAGUUAUCUGCAGUAGUGGUUUCCUUGUUUCAUGGGCCUUUCUCUGUGGCAACAGCUGCCAAAGUUCUUGAUAUUGACCCUUCAGAGGCCAUUGUUCAGUUAGAGGGUCUUGUAGCCAGCCAAAUAAUUUCUGUUGUCAAUGAAGAAGCAAAAGAAAGGAAGUAUGACAUUCAUCCUCUCUUACGGAAGUAUGCAGACAGUAUCAAGAAUAAUGAAGAUUUUCUUGCUCCUUACCUGGAGGCAAAAGCACGCUUCUAUGAAUUCUUCAUGUCCAGGAUGAAGAAAAUUGCAGAACUCAUUGAGCCAAAUUAUGUCAAUGCAUUCAAUUUGUUUGAGACAGACAGAGGAAACUAUGAGUUCACAGUUGAGAUCUCCUUACAACCAGAGUAUUUCAUUGUUCCAGGUGAAUUCCAUGAGAAUUCUUUAAUUGCAUCUCUUUUCAUUGCAAUGCUGACUGAUAAUCAACUUAUCAAGGUGUUUCAUUCCUGGGCUGAGAUGUGUGAAGAUGAUGGAAAAACAGGUUCCCUUUGCCGAGCGCAGUUGAAGUCCUGGGAAGCCAGGCAAGUUUCAGACAUUGAUGGAACAGAGAAAGGAUUUGAAACAUUGAAGGAAGCCCUGAAUUCAUUGGAGAAAGUUGAAGAUCAAACUGGAAAAUCCUUUAUGCUCACCAAGGGGCUUUACUUGCACACUGAAGGUGAAAUCCUUUGGAGAAACAGAGACUAUAAAAAGGCACUGGCAAGUCUGGAGUUGUCCUUAACUUUCUCUGAACCACUGCUUGAGGAGCAUACUGAUCUUGCAAGGUGCUACAAUGCCAUUGGAAACAGUUUUUUUGCUCUCGACCAGCCUAGAAAAGCACUCGAGUUCUAUGAAAAAGCCUACGAGAUGCAAGAGAAAUUAGCAUCUGAGAACCACUUUGACAUGCCAAUGUACAAGAAUCAGAUUGGAACUGCAUAUGAAGGCCUUGAAGAUUAUGAAAAGGCAGUUCAAUGUUACAGAGGUGCACUGAGUCUCCUGGAGGACCUUAAACUUUCAGGUUACUGGGAUGAGGCACACUUCUUAAGAAAUCUUGCUAAUGCACUCAUGUUUCAAGAGAAAUAUAAAGAGGCAAUUGAACCUUCAGAGAGGGCUUACAACAUAAGGAUGAAGCUUCUCGGAAAUCACCCACAGACUGUGCGCAGCAUUUUUCAACGAGGGGUCCUCCAGGCAAAUCUUGAACAGCCAAAAGAAGCUUUGAAGCUGUUUCUUGAAGCGUGGGAGAUGGAAAAGUCACUUGGUGUAGGAAACCAUAGUGAAGUGUGGCGAAAGAUUAUCACAGGUGUGGAAGAUAUGUGUGAUUGGACAAACAAUAGAAAACGGAAGAGGUCAUUUAGAAAAGAGGCUUUCAAGUUUUGUCAACGUUUCUGGGAAGAACAAAAAGCUUCUCAACAAUUCACUUUCAAUAUAUUUAACAAAGGCAUCGUUGAUGCUCUGAAUGACCUCGCUGAUGACAAGAAAGACAAAGCUGUAGUGCAAAAGGAACAGUUUUGGUUCUACGAGGCGAGGUGCAAUGCCAACGAGAAAGAGUUUCAAGAGAAGUUUUAUUCGGAAACUGAUAAUGAUGCUCUCUGUGUCAUGCUGAGUGAGAGGGAAAAUCUCUUGGACGAGAUAGUGGAGCUCUCUUCUCAGCUUGAUGAACACGAGAAGGUGAGGAAAUACAAACUGGACAAGGUGGCUUUGUACAAAAUGUGUCUGGUGAGAGCGGGUUUCCUUGGAAACAAAGAGGACGGGUUGGACAAAGCGUCAUUGAAGAUUAAGGUAGAAGAACUUUACAAAGAGACAGGACAAGGAGGAAUGAUCCAGAAUUUUCGGGAGACAUUGUUGGAUUCGUGGCAAAAGCAGUGGGAAGAAGGAAAAAGUAACGAAGAAACGGAGAAGAUCGGCUUGGAAAGGGAGAGAACAAUCGAGGGAAUUCUCAGUUUGUGCCGGGAGCUCAAAAAAGUAAACAUGUACAGACGGUAUGGACAAGAAGCAUUGAGCUUUUAUGAGGAAAUAUGGGAGAUAAAACAUGCUGAGAUGAAGGACCGUGAAAUGAAGAAGUUUCUUCGUAAACUCAUAGAGUUGGCAUCGUCCAUUGAAGAUUACACGAGCGAGAAAUUUUACAAAAAUGCAUUACAGGCGCUGAGGGAAACUGGGAAACAUCCAGGAGCCAAAUUAAGGCCAAGAGAAGAAGAAUUGGAAAUCGAAAUUGGUUCAGAAGAAGAGAGUGAGUCACAAGAUUACCACAAAUUACUUAUUUAUUAUCUUGUAUCUCACAGAGACACUGUAACAGUACAAGGUGGCCGAUGGGACGCGAGGAAGGCAGCAACUCACUUGGUAUUUCCACCUGGUUUUGUCGCUGAAGACACUGCGCUGACUCUUUUCAGAUGGAAACCCUCCCUGUGUUCACCUCCUCUUCAGCCUAAUGAAGCCGUGGUUAGCAAUGUUCUUGAACUAUCGGCAGAAGGCGCUGAAGGUCUUCAGUUCAAAAAAGAAAUCACUGUGGGAAUUUCGCACAGCGGACCGGACCUUAGAGGAUAUGAAGUGGUGAUAAAGAACUUGACAGACGCAGAAAGAAAUGAAUGGGAAGAGGCUGAAGAAACAGUCGACUUUCGAUCUGUAUCAGAUCUGCAGAUGGCUUAUCGCGAUGAUUUUCCUGAUUAUUGCCUUCCUGUUGCUGAGACUAAAAUUACCCAGUGUUCCACAUUUGCAGUGGUUUGCCGUCUCAAGGCCCACAAGUUCACCAUAACCUCGCAACCGUCCACCCUUUCAUUACCAGGCUUCCCAUUGGUCAAAGUGCAUUUUCCCUCAAACGCAGUCUCCGCCGCAGAAGAAUUGCACGUGACUGUCACGAUACAAGAAUUUCGCAGCAGAGAGUUAAGAAACAAGGAGGUGUUGGCUGGCCCGAUACUCAGUAUUCUGUGCAAUAAGGAGGUGGAGUUCCAGGAACCAGUCACUGUACAGCUGCCGUUAUCCUUGAGAGACACGGAACAGGCUGCUGAAUCAUUGGGUAUUCCUGAUCCGUCAUUCGUCCGUGCCCGAGUCUUGUUGCAACCAUCUGAUGGAACAGAACGAGAAUGGACCGAAAUUACAGAUGUUCUUGAUUCCCCCCCUUGGCUGGAGGGGACUGUCAUCAAAUUCAACGUGAAGCACUUCUCGAGACUUUGGGGCUGGAUAGAUUGGUGCGUUAAACCAGUUGUGUCACCAAUAAUCGAAUACGCGCGUAGCUUUAACACAGAAGAUGUACCCCAAGUGGCAGUUUUUACAGCUUGUCUUCCAGCAAAUACAAGCUUAGGUUCUACAAAACAGCUGCGUGUGAUAUGCAGUUCAAGUAACGCGACACGGAAGCACAUCAGACAUGAGGAGGAAUUCUUGUUAGAGGAAGAAAAUGCGUGGGAUAACAUGGUACCUCACGAAAGGGCUUAUGUGUUUUUUUCAGGAAGCGUGGUUCAGCCGGCCGAGGUCGCGGAUUUGGAGGACUUUUAUGUCAGAUUUGAAAAAGAUGAUUCCAUAAUAAGAAAGUUGAGGGUACAUGUUGUCGACAAAGGAUGGCUAAAAAUUGAGUUCUUCAACAGCAGAGAAAAGAAGACAGAAAAUAAACUGUGCAAACUAGAAAUGGACCUUCCCCCUCGAAAAAGAGACAUUGAGAAGACUCCCGUGGAGUUUUUUGGAGUUCCUUUGGAUGACAACAGCAUCCUUCACGAUGCUCCGUUUCCGGAAAUCCUAGCAGAAUGUCGAGGAGUGUUAGAAGAAAUGAACAAGGGGAGUAUAUGGCGAAGUCAUGUUGAUAGGAACGUCGACGGACAAAAUCGAUGUAGUUUUUACAAAGCUCUGGCGAGCCUACCACCAGAUGACCAACAAAAAUGCUUUGAGAAGAUCGUUGAGUGUUUGCAAACAAGUGAGGGAACCAAACACAUCGCAGAUCACCUCUUAAAAGCUGAAGCUUUGAUUAAGAAACCGCCCACUGAAGGUGUGCUCGAUGUGAUAGCUGAGAAAUUGAGGACAGGUUCAUUGUGGAAGAAACUCGCAAGUAAAUUGAAGAUUAAGCAAUGUGUUAUUGCCAAUAUUCAAGAGGACGAGGAGGAUGGACAGGAGCGCUGCAGGGCAGCACUAGAAACUUGGCGUCAGGACAAAGGAUCUAGUGCUACAAGUAGAGAGUUAAUGUUGUGCUUAACGAACAUGGGGUAUGGUAAUGUGAACUGGCAUAUAAUGAUCGAACUCGACCUUGUUACCAGAGAUAAUAUACCACCGGAAGAGAGGGAAUGAUCUGUGUUAAAAAAAAAAAAAAAACACUAAGUUAGUAAAGA
Molecule: messenger RNA, 5456 nt
Organism: Pocillopora verrucosa
Lineage: Eukaryota; Metazoa; Cnidaria; Anthozoa; Scleractinia; Pocilloporidae
Source: RefSeq, a predicted model, not a curated record